Messenger RNA from Acaulospora morrowiae, 263 nucleotides. NCBI's taxonomy places the organism in Eukaryota, Fungi, Glomeromycota, Glomeromycetes, Diversisporales, Acaulosporaceae. The record is from the annotation of a GenBank genome assembly.
CACAGAGGAAAUUACAAGAGAUGAUGGACAAUGCUAAGAGUCUUGAAGACGAACGUAAAAAUCGUCUUGAAAAGAUUAAUAGAGAGGAAAAAGAGGAAGAAAAUCGAUUAGCUGAAGAAAAGAGGAAAACGGUUGAGAAGGGAAUACAUUCGAAUUAUUUAAAGAAAGCAUACAAAGAUGUAUAUUCAUCAAAUUCGUCGUUCGAUUUGGGAGAACGAGUCCGUAGGCAUCGUGGUACAAUGCAGAAAGCCUAUGGGGAAUAA